UUUCCAGCAUUGCUCAGCCUGGGCAGGAGAAACAGACAGCUCAUCCCGACCCCCAGGGCCAGGAAGGGCCCCGCCUCUCCCCAGACACCGCCGUGCCUCCGUGCAUUGUCCCACGGCGGCAGCACGGUGACGGUGGGAACAGCCAGCCCAGCAGCAGCAGCCGGAGAAGGCAGCGGGGACGCAGCGGGAGACCAGAGCCUGCAGCCGGUACCGACCCGAGAGGCACCGCAGUAGCAUCAGCAGCCGCAUCCCUCACCUGCCGCAGCUUGGAGACCAGUGCAAUAGCUUGUGCCAUUCAAAUACUGUUGAGAGCGACUGGAAUUGGGCAGCCGCUGGAGUUCAGCUUCUCCUUCCCAGCAAGGUCUAACAGUAUAGAAUGGCACCUGGUAUAGCAGCUGAGAAGAAGACUGAGGAUGAACAGUCCUCAAAAGAUAACUUAAUUCAUCUCUCCAACCCUCACCUUGAGAAAAUGAAAGAUGAUAUCCUGUACCAUUUUGCUCUUGGGACUGGCACCCAUGAUUUUCCUGCCUUGUUUGGAGAUGUCAAGUUUGUAUGUGUUGGAGGAAGCCCUUCACGGAUGAAAGCUUUUAUCACCUAUAUAGCUGAAGAGCUUGGACUUGGGAGUGUCGGUGCUGACUAUCCCAACAUCUGUGCCGGAACUGACCGUUAUGCAAUGUACAAAGUAGGACCCGUGUUAUCAGUCAGUCAUGGUAUGGGCAUUCCCUCUAUCGCAAUCAUGUUACAUGAGCUGAUCAAGCUGUUAUAUCACUCCAAGUGUUCCAACGUAACCAUUAUUCGCAUUGGCACCUCUGGUGGAAUAGGUCUGGAGCCAGGCUCAGUGGUAAUAACCAGUCAAUCAGUAGAUGCUACCUUCAAGCCUCAAUUUGAACAGGUUAUCCUGGGAAAGACUGUAAUUCGCAGUACCAACCUUGAUGACCAACUAGCUAAGGAAUUGAUGCAGUGCAGUAAGGAGAUAAAUGAAUUCAAUACAGUCAUUGGAAAUACUAUGUGCACUUUGGAUUUCUAUGAAGGCCAAGCCCGUCUGGAUGGUGCAAUCUGCUUAUAUGCUGAAGAAGAGAAACUGCAGUAUUUGAAGGCAGCUUAUGAUGCUGGAGUCCGAAACAUUGAGAUGGAAUCUUCAGUUUUUGCUGCUAUUUGUAAUCUUAGUGGUGUCAGAGCUGCCGUGGUGUGUGUCACACUUCUGAAUCGACUUGAAGGGGAUCAGAUUAGCAGCUCACAUGAUGUGCUUGUGGAGUAUCAGCAGAGACCGCAGAAAUUAGUGGGACACUUCAUUAAGAAGUGCCUUGGGAAAGUGUGAUGUACCCACCCCUUUGCUGAUUAUUAGCAGAAAGCUAGUAUUUCAUCUGACUUGAAAUAAUGCUCAUAACUAUAAAUGCCUAUAAAAGCUCUUUUUUACCUCAGGAUAGCUUACACCAACCAAAAUGCACAAAAGCUAAUCAUUAGUAGCUGUAUGUUUCAGUAGCAGAAUAUGCUGAAUAAUUUUAAAUGAAGAUUUACCUUAUUUAUAUUAUAUUAGAGGAUAUACGGUUUUACACUUUUCUGUAUACAGUAACUCCUCGCUUAACUUCGUAGUUAUGUUCCUGAAAAAUACUACUUUAAAUGAAACAAUGUU
This is a messenger RNA of Gopherus evgoodei (Goodes thornscrub tortoise), 1633 nucleotides long. RefSeq names its product uridine phosphorylase 1 (gene UPP1). Gene Ontology annotation, biological process: uridine catabolic process; nucleotide catabolic process. Gene Ontology annotation, molecular function: uridine phosphorylase activity. Lineage: Eukaryota; Metazoa; Chordata; Testudines; Testudinidae. Bases 377 to 1318 code for a protein of 313 amino acids. Gene Ontology annotation, cellular component: cytosol; cytoplasm. The record is from RefSeq and is a predicted model, not a curated record. The transcript has 9 exons.